CGAACUUUGAGAAGGAGAAACGAGCGUGACCCGAAUGAAUCCCGUGUCACGGUCAUCGUGACAGAAGUCACAAACCUCCCAUCAUUGCACCGCCACACUGCACAAAGCACUGCGCUUUGUCUCAAUCCAUACAACAACACCAACAAGCAAUGGCUGAUCAAGCAGAACUAGUCUUUGUCAGGAGCUUUGUAAAAGUCAUCGGAGCUCAGCCUAUCGUAUACAGUGACGACUACCACCAGCCCCCACAGAAUUCGCUAAAGAGAGUCCCUAUCUUACCAGUUGAGCUUCCCCCUGUUCCAGAACGUAAAGGAGAGCCUUCCGCACCGUCAGCUGCAUCAAUCAGUAUUACGUUCAAGUCGACAAAGCCUCCGCAGUCGUUCACGCUUGCUGUACAGCCAACAGAUACUGUGUCCGAAGUUAAAGCCUUGCUUGCGUCUCAACCGAAAGCACCGCCCGCAGAAGCACAGCGGCUUUUACUCAAAGGAAAGGCACUUGUUGACACAAAGCUCCUCAAGGAAUACGGUGUGAAAGAAGGAGACACUAUAAAUCUAAUGCUUAAACCUGGGUUCGAUUGGGAUCCUACCAAAUCUCCAUCCCUGUCCAACACUUCACCAGUAAAGAUGAAACAUUCCAAUCUUCCCGAAAUACAAACACCGCAAGCGAAACUGGCAACAGGACAUAGGCAUACACGCACGCCUUCCAUCGUUUUGUCGCCAUCACCAUCAGUCGUGUCCCUCGAGCCCGAGGGCAAACCUAAUGAUAUUGAUCUGACUCUUGACACCUCUUUACUACCCACCGCUUCAAUAUCGCGCGCAGCGCGGUCAAGUUAUCAGACUGUGAUCGCCGAGCCAUCAUUUUGGGAUCGCCUGUACUCUUACUUGAGAACGGAAUUCAGUAAUGAUAGUGAUGCACUCAUUGCUUUUGAGGACUUCCUCCGGGCAAGCAAGGGAGGGUUGACAGCCAGUGAAAUCGCGAAAAUUCGUGAUCAUGUGGGCGUUGUCGGGAUGGCGGGUACGUAGAGUAAUGAACAUAUCUCCAAAAGUUAGUUGGGCUUCCACAAUGUGCACUUGUCUCCAUAAUUCGCCUCUGUCACGGCUUACCAUAAAUGCUUUACCAUGAGGCUGGAAUUAAUCCCUGAUGGGCGAUGCAAUAUUGUGGACGAUGGACAGGAAAGAUAAUCUUCCGCGACUUUCACAAUUGACUUGUCUCAACAAUAUCAAUCUCCUCCGUCCGAAGUGCUGUUCUAGUUUUGUGCUUGUCAGUCAACAAAAAUCAUCGUUUCACUUGCAGAACGUGAACUUCCCGCAUGUACGACUACUAUCAUUG
Messenger RNA from Suillus bovinus, 1326 nucleotides. RefSeq lists its product as uncharacterized. The record is from RefSeq and is a predicted model, not a curated record. Gene Ontology annotation, molecular function: polyubiquitin modification-dependent protein binding. Lineage: Eukaryota; Fungi; Basidiomycota; Agaricomycetes; Boletales; Suillaceae. Gene Ontology annotation, cellular component: cytosol. The transcript has 4 exons. Gene Ontology annotation, biological process: ubiquitin-dependent protein catabolic process. Bases 150 to 1019 code for a protein of 289 amino acids.